Molecule: messenger RNA, 2074 nt
Organism: Quercus robur (English oak)
Lineage: Eukaryota; Viridiplantae; Streptophyta; Magnoliopsida; Fagales; Fagaceae
Product: external alternative NAD(P)H-ubiquinone oxidoreductase B1, mitochondrial-like
Exons: 10
Coding region: 145-1887 (580 amino acids)
Molecular function (GO): calcium ion binding; NADH dehydrogenase activity
Source: RefSeq, a predicted model, not a curated record
AGUGAUAUCUAGACAUAACUAAUUAACUGUGUCAACCAAAGAAGGAACAGACAUCUAUGUUAUGGGUCUGAAAAAGAGUCUCUCUCAUUGCUGGUGGCUCUUCUUCUUCGAUUUGAGCUCUCAAAUCCAAUAAUUUGGGUAAACAUGGCGAUUCUCUCAUUCCUUAGUAGAGCUUCAAGAACCUACAAAGGCUACCCUAAGCUUCUGGUCCUCUGUACUCUGAGUCUCAGUAGUGGAGGCCUUGUGGCUUACUCAGAAUCACAACCUGACACUAGAGCUCCUCAUGUUGACCCUAAUGAAAAGGAGCCCAAGAAAAAGAGAGUGGUGGUGCUUGGAACGGGAUGGGCUGGCACUAGUUUACUUAAGGACCUGGAUGCUUCAUUAUAUGAUAUUCAGGUUGUCUCACCCAGGAAUUAUUUCGCUUUUACCCCUUUGUUACCUAGUGUUACAUGUGGAACAGUUGAAGCUCGAAGCAUUGUGGAGCCAAUUCGAAAUAUUGUGAAGAAGAGAAAAGGAGAAGUUAAAAUUUGGGAGGCAGAAUGUGUCAAGAUUGAUGCUGCAAACAACAAAAUUCUCUGUAGGUCUAAUAUUGAGAACAACUUGGUGGGUAAUAGAGAAUUCUUUCUGGAAUAUGACUACUUGGUCAUUGGAGUAGGAGCACAAGUAAAUACUUUUAACACGCCUGGUGUCAAGGAAAAUUGCCACUUUCUGAAGGAAGUAGAGGAUGCUCAGAAGAUCCGAAGGAGUGUUAUAGAUUGCUUUGAAACGGCUAUCCUUCCUGGUCUUAGUGAAGAAGAGCAAAGAACAAAUCUUCAUUUUAUAAUUGUUGGAGGGGGCCCCACUGGUGUGGAAUUUGCAGCUGAAUUGCAUGACUUCUUGGAAGAAGAUUUAGUCAAAUUAUAUCCUGCGGUCAAAGAUCUAGUGAGAAUAACAGUGAUCCAAUCAGGAGAUCAUAUCUUGAACACAUUUGAUGAAAGAAUUAGUUCAUUUGCUGAGACGAAGUUUAGAAGAGAUGGCAUUGAAGUUCAAACAGGAUGCCGUGUUCUCAGUGUUUCUGAUAAGGAUAUUACAAUGAAGGUGAAGUCAAAGGAAGAGGUUUGCACCGUACCUCAUGGAUUAGUUGUGUGGUCUACUGGAAUUGCGACUCGUCCAGUUGUAAGGGACUUUAUGGAGCAAGUUGGGCAGGCUAAGAGACGAGUUCUUGAAACUGAUGAAUGGCUGCGAGUAAAGGGAUGUGAAAAUGUCUAUGCCAUUGGUGAUUGUGCUACAAUAGAUCAACGUAAAGUCAUGGAAGAUAUCUUGAGCAUAUUUGAAGCUGCAGACAAAGACAAUUCUGGUACCUUAACUGUUGAAGAAUUCAAAGAUGUGGUAGAUGACAUCCUCAUUAGGUACCCUCAAGUGGAUCACUAUCUAAAAAGCCAGCGGCACCUGAGGGAUGUGACAGAUCUGUUGAAAGAUCCCCAGGGGAAUGAUUGGCAGGAAGUGAAUGUUGAACAAUUUAAGUUAGCCCUUUCUCACGUGGAUUCGCAGAUGAAGAGUCUGCCCGCAACUGCACAGGUCGCUGCUCAACAGGGUGCAUAUCUUUCUAGGUGCUUUAAUCACAUAAUUCAGUGUGAAGAGAAUCCAGAGGGUCCUCGGCGUUUUAGAGGUUCUGGGCGUCAUCGGUUUCGUCCUUUUCAGUACAAGCAUUUUGGGCAAUUUGCUCCCUUAGGAGGAGAGCAGGCAGCUGCAGAGCUACCUGGAGACUGGGUUUCAAUAGGUCACAGCACUCAGUGGCUUUGGUAUUCUGUAUAUGCAAGCAAGCAAGUGAGCUGGCGUACAAGGAUACUAGUUGUAUCUGAUUGGACAAGAAGAUUCAUUUUUGGGAGAGAUUCAAGCCGAAUUUGAGACAACAUUUGGGAGGCCCUUAAAUUAUCGAGUUGUAUUGGUUCUUGCAAAGUCAGUCUUUGCACCUAUGAAGCUAUCACAUUAUUGUCUAUUAUUUUUCUGUAAUUUUUGUUCCCAUUAUAUUUGUGAUAGAUUUACUUUAUCCUUCUUGAUAAAUGAACACUUCCACAAAAUGUUUAAAUUUUCA